Cyprinus carpio (common carp) is the source of this 971-nucleotide messenger RNA. Its product is annotated as SLAM family member 5-like. Lineage: Eukaryota; Metazoa; Chordata; Actinopteri; Cypriniformes; Cyprinidae. The record is from RefSeq and is a predicted model, not a curated record.
AGAUGCUCACAUACAAGUGCUGUUUAAUCUUGCUCUUCAUUUGUGUGGAAGGUGUGUUUGGUGAUACAGAUGUAAUGAAGUCAGUAUCAGUGACUGAGGGAGAUUCUGUCACUCUAAACACUGCUGUGACUGAAGUACAGAGAGAUGAUCAGAUACUGUGGAUGUUUGGACCUAAAGAGACUCGUAUAGCUGAAAUCUAUAAGCAUGUGACUGAUAUGUUUAGCAGUAAUGAGACAUUUGGAAACAGACUGCAGUUGAACUCCUCGACUGGAUCUCUGAUCAUCAGAAACCUCAGAAGCACAGACUCUGGACUUUAUAAACUACAGAUCCGCAGCAACAGAGGGAACUCAGACAAGACAUUCAAUGUUACUGUCUAUGCUCAUCUUCCUGUUCCUGUCAUCAGCAGUAACUCUUCACAGUGUUCUUCAUCAUCAUCAUCAUCACAGCAGAAUUGUUCAUUGGUGUGUUCAGUGUUGAAUGUGAGUCAUGUGACUCUCUCCUGGUACAAAGGAAACAGUUUAUUGUCCAGCAUCAGUGUGUCUGAUCUCAGCAUCAGUCUCUCUCUACCUCUGGAGGUGGAAUAUCAGGAUAAAAACACCUACAGCUGUGUGCUCAACAAUCCCAUCAGCAACCAGACUCAACAUCUGGACAUCAGAGAACUCUGUAUAUGUCCAGACUUGUCCAGCAGUUCUCGGAGUGUGACUCCAUCAGUGAUUUAUGCUGUGGUGGGCGUGGCCGCUGUUCUCGUUUGUUACGUCAGAUCUAGAACGGAUGUGAAAAGAAAAUAUCGCAGGCCUUUUUAGAUAUCUACAAUGUGAUUACGACUAGUCGUAAUCUCUCAUUGACUUCCAUUGAAAAAUAUUUUCAGAUAUCUUCAAGUUAGUUUUGCCUAGUCGUAAUUCAAAUUCAAGAUAUCUUUAAAUAUGAUUUGACUAGUCAAAACUCUAAUUAAAGAUAUCUCAAAAAACAAU